This is a messenger RNA of Daucus carota subsp. sativus, 2848 nucleotides long. RefSeq lists its product as uncharacterized. The transcript has 8 exons. The record is from RefSeq and is a predicted model, not a curated record. Bases 1217 to 2833 code for a protein of 538 amino acids. NCBI's taxonomy places the organism in Eukaryota, Viridiplantae, Streptophyta, Magnoliopsida, Apiales, Apiaceae.
AUUUGGCCCCUCUCCGAGUAACCUUAUAGCCACACAGUUAAGCGCGGUGCCAAUCAUAGUGCUAUGACCCUCAAUAUAGAAACCCCAUCCACCAUCGUUGUUCUGUCAAGGAUAUAUUAAUUAGAAUCAUAAUAUCUUAUCCUUGGUAUCCAAUAUGGUGAUAGCUUUUAACUCUUACUUGGUCAUUAUAGAUAUAACGAAUCAUCUCCUUCCUGUGUUCGUGAGUUAAAACUGCAUUAAUUGUUCCACUGAUGUGCACUCUUGAAUAAUGUACAUUAAUUUUACUAACUGAAUAAUGAGUACAGAGAGAGAAACUAUCCACUCUUGCUUCAAGUUUUAUUAGUGAUUAACAUAUUUGAUGUUGGUAUUAUAAUCUUUUAUGGCUUUCUAGUUCAAUAGCUAUGUACAUAUAUCUUUUACUUAAUGCCUCUGCAAGAAUAAAAUUUCAGGACAUAGAGUGCAACUGCGAAGAAGUUCAAGACUACAACGUUGUAACACAACCUUCAGCAAUACAAUAAACGAUCCAAUUAACCUUGAAGAAUCUCCAGUUGAUAGGACUAUGGAACAAGACCAGCAAACCAGUACUCCUAACAAAUCUGAAGGAAGUGCACGAAAAAAAUUUAAGCGAUUACGGCACAAAGUGACAGCUGGAAAACUAUUUCACUCUGAUGAGGAUGAGCAAGAGUCAUAUUCAAUUCUAGAAUUAUAUAGGACUGAAUAUGAAGAUGCACAACUUGAAAAUCAAGCUGCACAAACUCAACCACAAGAUCAAGCUGCACAAACUCAACCACAUGAUCAAGGUCCACAUGAUCAAGCUCCACAAGAUCAAGCUCCACAAGAUCAAGAUACAGAACCACAAGAUGAAGCUGCACAAGAUCAAAAUACAGAACCACAAGAUCACAAUCAAGCUGAAGAUGAUCGAGAUCACAAUCAAAAUGAACAGGAAUCUCAAGAAGAAGCUCAAAAUGAACAUGAAUCUCAAAAUGAACAAAAAGCUGACAAUAUAAAAGUUAGAAAGUGGAAAUGAAAAAAGACUGAAGAGGAGGAUACACACAAUGCUCAUGAUCAUCCUGUAACAAAAAGGCCAAACAUUAAGCUGCCAACAAAGAAACAGGCACAAGAAAAUUAUGAGGAUCAGCGCGCUGAAGGUGCAAAACAUUUACACAGAGCAAAAGACGAAUUGAGACUCAGAAAUUCACCAAGACUCUUUAGUCAAAUGGUGUAUGAUCUCACUGAAGAACAGAAAAACUGGGUGCGAAGCACUGGAUUGGGACCUCUUCUUGAUUUCUCCUUGGAGAUGAUUCCUGGGAAUUUAGCAUAUAAUAUCUUUCAGAUAUUUGACCCAAACACCGUUUCCCUCAAUCUCAAGAACCAAAUAGUAUACAUCACUGAAGAAGAUGUGUAUGAGGUCCUCGGGUUGCCAUGUGGAGGUCAGACAAUAACACUUGGAUCAUAUGAUUACUACCGUGAUAGAACUCAGCAGUGGUCAUCUCAGUUCGAAACAAUAGCAGAAAGUAAUCAUGUGACUGUUGCCAAACUUGUUCAGAUGAUCAAAAAACAAGGCGUCUCUGAUAAUUUCAAAAUUAAUUUUUUAAUUAUGAUGUCAAACGUUCUCAUAGGAACGCCUACGUACUCAUACAUUGACAGACAACUCCUCAGAUUACAUGGCAAUUUUGAUGAGUGUUACAAGUACAACUGGGCAGAGUUCUUGAUUGGUUACCUUGUCAAUGCCACUCAAACUUGGAAUGAAACUGCAUCUACAUUUUUUAGGGGUUCAUCCAUCUUCUUAAUGAUGUUUUAUGUCGACCGAGUAAGACAUAAAGGAAUUAAGCUUGUUGAGAGGCGCUUCCCUUCUUUUAGAGGCUGGACAGAAGAUAAGUUGAAAGAAAGACAGGCAAUUGAUGUAUACGGCGGACCUUUUGGAUUGGGCUAUGUUAUGGUUCCAUUAAGGGAGGUGCCAUCACAGACUCCAAAACAGUAUGCAAAAGCAAGUAACCAAAAUAAAGAAGCUCCUAUGCAAAAUCCAGACUGGGAUGAUUGGAAUGCUCAUCAGAAUGAUGACGUCCUAUGGGAAGAAUAUGAAAAUAGGCAUAAACAAACAACUGCAAAUGGAUGUGAAACAUUUAAUGAGAACAAUGACCCUAAAGAUAUGCCUGGUGCUGGUGAACAAGAAGAACCAGAUAUUGAAGUUGAUAAAGAAAAUGGUAAUCCACAGGCAUCAGGAGCAAAGGAUGUGGUUGAAAACCUCCGGGAAAUGGCUCAAGAUUUGAUUGAAACAAAGCUCUUGUUUGACACAGAGCUGAAGUUGGCAUUGGAAAAAGAGCCGGCUAAUAUAGGUCUUCUGGAUAUCCAACAGCUCAUCAAUGAUUUAUUUGGUCAACAGAAAACAAGUAACAUCCCCAGAAACUCCUCGCCAGAUACAGUCUUGGAAGAUGAUUUUAAAUUGAGACGAGAAGAAGUCCAACAAAUUGAUCUUAUUCAUUUUGUCCAAUCAGCAAAAUCAACUGUCAAGACGACCACCUUAUUUGGUGAGGAUGACAAAAAGGAUGAAUACCCAUCCUUUUCACUUGGGAUAGAUGAAGACAUCAAUGGAAAUCAGGCAGAACAAGCUGCUAUGAUAGAAGAAGCUGUUCCGGUAGAAGAAAAUGUGCCAAUUCCAGCAACUGAAAUUACUCCAAAACCAGCAUUAAGAGAGAAGAGUACAAGAGCCUUGAAGAUGGGUCGAUACGGAAAAUCUCCAUUUCUUGAAAGAGUGAUUGACAUCUCUUCAAAAAUAACAAAUCAAGAAUUUGGCAUUUGGAGAUUUAUGAUUCAAAACAAAAAUCCAAUGUAAGUUUCUUCUUUCUUA